AUGCACGGCGCUCAGAAGGAGCAUUGCGUUGCAGAGAGGGCGACCGAGGAGCUCGAGCAGCGCAAGCAGCGACAGCACGCGGUCGAUCUUCCGCUGCGCGCUCUUCCUCCAGGCUGCACGCAGAAGCUACGGCUCUCGAAGGCCUUCCAGUGGCUCUCUCGGACCGUCGAACUGCUCGCCGCCACCGCCCUCGAGCGCGCCGCCUCCACGACGUCGCAGCAGGGCGCCACGGCGUCGGAGGACGUGGCGUCCGAGCUGGAGAGGAUAAGCACGAUGUCCCGCGGGAUCCUUGCCGAGGCCGACCUCGCAGCGGAGGCACGGGGCCUGCUGCAGUCGGCCGAGUCCCUGACCGAGCUGCGUGGGCGCAUGAGAGACUUGGAGGACUUGGACCGAGCGUCAUGGGAUGGGGCGAAGCGGUCCAAGGAGGACGGGGAAAAGAUGUUGGAGUCACGCCUGGGCGAUCUGGAGCGUGUUUUGAGCGAGCUGGCCUACAGGGAGAUCCUGGCGAAAGUCUCCCCCGCGAGGCUAGGCGAAAGGUGGAGCCCCCUGGAGAAGAAGAUCGAGUUCUGCGCCGUCGAGGAGCUGAGGCAGAGCGCGCCGCGGUCGAGCGUUCAGGAGCGUGUGUGCACCGCGUUUCAGUUGGCCGCCGUGCUGCCGGACGCCGCGGAGAGGAUCGGUCGAGAGUUGGACAGGGCGCCGGGCCUCCCAGCCUUCGUCUCCGACCGCACCGAGAUCAGGAAAAGGAUGAUCACAGAAUUGGACUGCUGCAGAAACAUGGAGGAGUUACUCGGCAGGAUGAGGGGCCACCUCGGCGUCUGA
Molecule: messenger RNA, 819 nt
Organism: Prorocentrum cordatum
Lineage: Eukaryota; Dinophyceae; Prorocentrales; Prorocentraceae
Source: the annotation of a GenBank genome assembly